AUGGAGAGGAGAGAUAGUGCACAGAGUGACGUCACUCGCCGCUCUUCGGACGGCUCCAUCGCCUCUGCACCAACACCACCACAAACCUUCACACCCAACAUCCCCGCCUUCAGCCGUGCCGAACUGUUCCAGUCCCUCCGCCCUAUGGCCUCCACCGAGAGUCUGAACUUCGCCAUGAAUUCCAAGCCUUGUACUACGUGCUCUGGUGGCCCGGCUAAGCGCCGCUGCUCCCGCUGUAAGGCGGCGUAUUAUUGCGAUAGGAGCUGCCAGAAGACGGAUUGGAAGGCGCACCGCAAUGUUUGCGAGCCCGCGCAGCAGACGUACAGCUCGCCUGCGACGCCGAACUUUUCCAACCCAGCCAGCCCGACUCAUGAAGCCGCUGAAGCUUGAGGAUCCUGCUCCUACCUGCGUGUGACGAGGAAAGAUUGCCGAUUCCGACCAGCUUGAUGUCGACCUGGACCUGAGUGGAUGGAGACAGCGGACGCUAAUGGGUGCUGGGGAGAGAGAGCCAUUAGGAUUCUGGCUACGACUUAUUACGACUUGAACCUAGAACCUACUUUUACCAACAUGUGUAUAUGCCAAAAAAAGACUGGGCGUUUUUGGGGUGUUUGGGGUGUUGCAGAUUAGAAUCUUGGAAAAGGCAUUCACUUGCCCCACUUAAAUAGAACCCUUCUUUACUU
Molecule: messenger RNA, 680 nt
Organism: Parastagonospora nodorum SN15
Lineage: Eukaryota; Fungi; Ascomycota; Dothideomycetes; Pleosporales; Phaeosphaeriaceae
Exons: 3
Coding region: 1-390 (129 amino acids)
Cellular component (GO): cytoplasm
Source: RefSeq, a predicted model, not a curated record